AUGGCGUCUCCCGGCUCCGACGAUGGUGUCGUCUCCGCCGCUGCCGUCGUCUGCUGCAUGUGCGGUGACCAUGGCCUGCCGCGCGAGCUGUUCCGGUGCAACCUCUGCCGCCUUCGUACACAGCACAGAUACUGCAGCGACCUGUACCCGAGGGUGGCGGGGCCGUACAUGAGCUGCAACUGGUGCCUCAGGCAGGGCGGCGCCGCCGGAGGGGGCGACUCACCGUCACAGGUUAAGGCGUCGGCGACGAAAGGGGCCAAACGGAGGAUCAACGGCGACGACCGCGAUAGUGAUGAGAGCGCCUGCUAUGGAUGCUCCAGGUCAGCGUUCUCGGCGGACCCUGGGAAGCCGAUCAAGAAACCUAAGAAGGGCAAGGGCCGUGAAAGAGCAGUGCAGCAGCCGGAGCCGGUGGUUACGACGGUGUCUAAGAAAAGACAAACGGAGGUGCAGCCUGGCAAGCCGCGGUUCAAGGUGAAGGUGCGGCGGUACAAGCUCCUCGCGGAGGUGAUCUGCUAG
Molecule: messenger RNA, 516 nt
Organism: Miscanthus lutarioriparius
Lineage: Eukaryota; Viridiplantae; Streptophyta; Magnoliopsida; Poales; Poaceae
Source: the annotation of a GenBank genome assembly